GUUGAGAAAUGAUUCUGCUGAAGAAAUGUUGCAGUGGCCAACUGUAUAGAAAACGUAUCUUUGACUCUACUUCUUUGUCGUUGGAAGUUAAUUCAAAAUAUCUACAGAAGUUUGGGACCUAUAUACUUCAAUGCUUUGUUCAUUCGUCCACAGAUUUUUCUGCUGAUUCCUACCAUUCUUUGCUUGUGGGUAAGCAGGAACUGGAUGCUUUCUUUCGGCCAAAGCAAGUCACUCUAGUAGUUGGAGAUGUUCCAAUUGACAGAAAGUUGCACAUGUUGUGGAAGAAUUUGCAAGAUGGUACAAAGUUAUUUAACUUGGAAGCUGCUAGUGUUGGUACUACAGAAAGAUAUGGAAAGAUGUUCACCAAUGGCUUAAAGAGUGUUGAAGAUCUCAGAGGACCCAUCGAUCUUGUCGUAAUAGCAACGCAUGUAUCAGAGGUUCAGGGUGUUUUGCAUAGUUUGGCAAAGAAAGGAACCAAAGCUUGUUUACUCUCAUCACUUAUAACUUGGGACAAGUUGGGUACAAAAGAAACGCAGAAUGUCUUUCGAGAAAUUGCAUCGGUUGCGUCACAACAUCAAAUAAGACUCAUAGGUUCUGAUAGCUUAGGUAUAUUGAACUGUCGUUUGGGACUGAAUGUAUCGUCGUCUUUAUCUCGAGACUAUCUUCCUGGCCAAGUUGCGUUGUUAUCCCAAAGUGGUUCUUUGAUUUGUUCAUUGUUAGAUUGGUCGGUAAAAGAACGUUUCGGUUUUUCAGGAGUGGCAGAUGUUGGAACUAUGUUGGAUGUGGAUUGGGCUGACCUGAUUCACUACUUUGGCAAUGAUCGUCAUACACACUCUAUUUUGAUUUAUGCAGAAGGCAUUGGAAAUGUACGACGUUUUCUAUCUGCUGCUCGAGAAGUAGCAGUAAGCAAACCCAUCAUGCUGAUAAAGCCUUACAAAUUGCACAUUUCUUCCAAAACAGUAAGCACUCGUCCGAUAUCAGGAAAGGGAACGAUUCCCAAGGAACUAAAAGGCCCUCUUGAUUUAUUGACAUUUGAUGAAAAUGCUGUCUUAGAUGAAGUAUUUCGAAGGUCUGGAGUGCUUCGAGUGGAAAGUGUCAAUGAUCUAUUUUUAACAGCUCGAGUUUUGGCACAUCAACCUCGUCCACUGGGUUCCAAAUUGACCAUUAUUAGUAAUGCUGGUGGACCAGGUUAUUUGGCAGCAGACCAACUUAUCGCUGGAGGAGGACAACUAUCCUCAUUAUCGGCCAAAGUUUCUUCCAAGAUUCAGAAAGUAUUGCCGAGCCACUUGCCAACAGUCAAUCCAAUUGAUCUAUCAGGGAAUGCCUCAGCAAAUGACUACAAGGAAGUAUUGGAGGCCUGUUUUGAGAAUGCUGAAACCGAUGGAGCGUUAGUGAUUCUAACACCACAGACGAUGACUCAAGGCACGGAAACUGCACAAGUGUUGGCGGAUAUGAGUAAUCAAUGGAGAGAAAAACACAAACCACUAUUGACAAGUUUUAUGGGAGGAAAAGAAUUGAUGGAAGCGCAAGAGAUAUUACGCAAUGCUCAAAUUCCCAAUUUUGCAUUUUCGGAUACUGCAGCUUCUGUUUGGAAUUAUCUGUGGCGAUAUAAUGAAUACUUACAGAGUCUUUAUCAAGUUCCUGAUUCGGGUUUAUCAGAAGUUGCUUAUUGGAAGGAAUCUCAAAGAACAGCGGAAGCCAUGUUACGUUCCAUUCAGAAACAAGGAAGGUCUCUUAUGACGGAAAUAGAGAGCAAGAAAUUGUUGCAAAUCUAUCAAAUUCCCGUCGUCGAUACUCGCGUAGCAAAGGAAGAAGAAGAAGCUGUGGAAAUGGCCAAGGAAUUAGGAUUCCCUGUUGUUUUGAAACUUCAUUCAGAGACGAUUAUUCACAAGUCCGAAGUAGGAGGAGUGAAAUUGAAUCUGACUUCUUCGGAAGCAGUUAAAUAUGCGUUCCGCUCCAUUCGUGAGAGCUGUGGUCGUCUUCGAGGAAGACAACAUUUUCAGGGAGUUGUUAUUUAUAGGAUGAUUGAUAAACCCAGGGAUACUCAUGAAGUAAUGUUGGGUUCUAUGAUUGACUCACAAGCUGGACCUGUGAUUCAGUUUGGCACAGGUGGUAGCCUUGUUCAUGUUUACGAAGACUUUGCAAUAGCAUUACCUCCUUUGAAUACUCAUUUAGCGCGUCAGAUGAUGUCGAGAACCAAAAUUUAUGGAGCGUUGGUAGCUGCACGUAAGACUUUGGGAAUGGAUACCAGGAAGAUCGAAGAAAUUGUCGAACGUUUUUCAAGAAUGGUCACGGAACAAGCUGCGUUUGUCAAGGCUUGUGAGAUCAAUCCGAUUAUAGUUGGUCCGAAAACUAUCUUAGUAGCUGAUGCUCGUGUCUGGCUUCAUGAAGUUAGCAAACAUUCUCCUCAGUUAACUCCCAGCCCAGCUAUUCGUCCUUAUCCUAGUGAGUAUGUAUUCUCUUGGCCCGGAGAUUCCAUGGGAACUCCGCCCUUCUUAGUGAGGCCCAUUCGACCUGAAGAUGUACAUCGUUUAAAGCGUUUUAUGGAACUGAUUCUUAAACUGAAAAGGAACGAAAGCAGUAUAUCGGAUUCUAAAUUAUUGAUGACAGCUACGUUACCUGAAGAUGUUCCUAUGGAAUUGUUUGAAAUGUUGUCCCAUGACAAUCGUUGGAAGGAUGUUACAUUGCAACGAUUAAAUGAGCGAGUGGUUUCCAUUUGUCAUGCAGAUUAUUCUACCACUAUAACAUUAGUAGCUGAAACGAUGGACUCAGAAAGUGGCGAAAUGGAAUUUCAUGGUUUUGCAUCCCUUUGUUUACGCAAAGGUACUAAAGAGGAAGGAGUCAUCUCAUUGAUCAUGAAAGAAAACAAUACCCUUGCCAAUGAAUUAUUUAGAAGAUUGAUAGUUAUUGCGAAACAGGAGAGUUUGAGUAAGCUGACAUUUUGUUUCCAUGAAAAGGAAGCUUCACUUGAAAAGCUGGGUCGCCAGAUUGGUUUUCAUUUUGAAAAACAAGGUUCUCAGUUAUGUAGAGCUACAAAAAUAUUCGCGAAUGAAACUAGGAAAGAGAAUCUUUCAGCUUGAAGAGGAAUGUGAAUGGAAUCU
Galdieria sulphuraria is the source of this 3101-nucleotide messenger RNA. Its product is annotated as acetyl-CoA synthetase (ADP-forming). Gene Ontology annotation, molecular function: metal ion binding; acetate-CoA ligase (ADP-forming) activity; ATP binding. NCBI's taxonomy places the organism in Eukaryota, Rhodophyta, Bangiophyceae, Galdieriales, Galdieriaceae. The record is from RefSeq and is a predicted model, not a curated record. Bases 9 to 3080 code for a protein of 1023 amino acids. The transcript has 4 exons.